ACAGACAGACCGGAGCGAUCAGGGCGUUUAAACAUGUUUUUUCUAGUUUUCUUUUAAGCCCGGUGUGUGUUUGUGUUUGUGUGUGUGUGUGUGUGUGUGUGUGAAAGGCGGUAUCGGGGCGGCAGUGGAAUUAGGCGUUGACAGCAGAGGUUAUUAGAACAGCACAGUGGACUGUAUCAACACAUGUGUCACAGUUAGAGCACUGCGGCUGUGGAUCUGGACUCGUGCAGUUCCAACACCACAGUGGUCCACAGGCAAGGUAACAGGACAAUGACGGCGUGUUGCUUCAGGGAGAGGUGAGGUCAUCAUAGUUGGCACACUAGUUACCAGAAGAGAUGAAAGGUUUCCAGAAACAAGGUGCAUUGUUGGCAGCCUGGCAGCAGUUAGGAACAUGGAGGCUGUAGCUCCUCUCAGUUCCCAGCAGAAGGGCUAGGAGCAACCUGAUUCCUUCCUCCAUCCCUCCCCACCAUGGCAAGCAGGAGUCCCACCCUGAGCCGGGAAGCCAGGGAUUCGGCAGCUGAGGCCGACGCUAACCCCGAGCCAGGGCCUGAGGUCUUUUGCAAGCUGUGCCUCAGCGAGCAGCCCUCCGCAGCCACCAGGGAGCUGCUGAGCUGCAACUGUGUGUUCUGUACAGCGUGUCUGCAGCAGUAUGUUCAGCUGGCCAUCAUGGAGGGUGGGGGGGCACCCAUCACCUGCCCAGAUAUGGCCUGCCAGAAGACUGGCAUGCUCCAGGACUCCGAGAUCACUGGCUUGGCUCGAGAAGAUCAGGCGGAGCUGUAUCAACGUCUAAAGUUUGAGAGAGGAGUGAAGUUGGACCCCAGCAAAGCCUGGUGCCCGGUGCUUGAAUGUCAGGCGGUGUGCAACCUGCAGCCGAGCACUGAGGGCCAGCCCACCGCUGCAUCAUGCCCGACCUGCCACACCGUCUUCUGCUCCGGGUGCAGAGGGUCUUGGCAGGAUGGCCAUACCUGCCCAGAGCGCCAACCCAUGAUGUCACCCUCACUCUCGCAUGAAAGCAGAGUCCACUCUGACAGUGACUCUGAUGUGCCCAUCAAGCAGUGUCCUAUGUGUGGUAUCUACAUUGAGAGAAACCAGGGCUGUGCUCAGAUGCUGUGUAAGAGCUGCAAACACACCUUCUGUUGGUACUGCCUGCAGAAUCUGGAUGGUGAUAUUUUCCUGAGGCAUUAUGAUAAAGGGCCGUGCAGAAACAAGCUGGGACACUCCAGGGCUUCGGUUAUGUGGAACAGAACGCAGGUGGUGGGCAUCCUGGUGGGAGUCAGCAUCAUCGUGCUGGUGACCUCUCCACUCCUCCUGCUGGCCUCGCCCUGCAUCCUGUGCUGCGUGUGCAAACCCUGCAGCGGGAAAAAGAAGAAGAAGAAAAGGAAGAAGGACCUCAACCAGCCAGACUCCUCCACGUCGUAGCAGAUCCCCCUCUCAUCAUCCUAGCCCAGGAUCACUCCACUAACCCCAUGAGGCCCAUGGAGACCAAGAGAGUGCAAGAGCUGCAUGGUGGAAGAGAAUAAAGUGGUGGAACAAUGGAGUACGUUUUCAUGACUCCGACAGAUUGGAGGCCUGGUCGUGGUUAGGGAACGACAUCGGGGUCAACAAGUGCAGACUACUAUCUUGAAGCUCUGUGGAAGAGCUGCUCAAAAAUCACUCUUGAAUUGCAAGAGUGUGUACUAUAUUUGGUGGAAGUGUAAAUACGAGGAGAAUGAAUGUAAGUAACUCACCUAGCUGUUUUCUGAUGCACAACAGGUCAUACAGAGAAGGUGGCGGGUGUGUGAGUUUUCUUGGACAGGGCUUUUGUUAUUGUCCCUCUCUCUCUCUCUCUGUCUCUCUCUGUCUCUCUCUCUCUCUCUCUCUCUCUCUCUCUCUCUCUCUCAUACACACACACACACACACACACACACAGACACAUACAUACACACAAUUCAAAGUGCAACGCCACCCUCAUGUGCCAAACGUCAUGAUGCCAAACCAGAGGUGUUAGGUGCUCAAGUGCCUCACUCUACAGUGCCUGGUGCUUGGUUGUAUUUGUUUUGCCUUCCAUUCUAUCUUUAUCUUAUGCAAAAAACUUUAGCAUUAUGAAAACCAUCAGGGUUUCACAGGGUUAUAAAUCCCUUAACAAUUCAAAACAUUCUUUCAUAACGGGAGAAGGCGAACGGCGUCAUGUGUGCACUGUAUAUUCUGUACUGAUAUAAAAUAUAAUAGGGCUUCAGUGGUGCACAGAGAACUUUUCUUCUGCAAAUGUUUGUUGUUUCCACCUGGCUAUAUUCCAGACCAAAGGCUCUAAAGGAUAAUGUGUACUUUUUUAAAGUGUGUUCAUAUUUAUGGGUUGUGUGUGUAUGGUAUCCUGUUAUCAUUUCUACAUUUCUGUUGAUGUUUCUGCAUCAGAUAUUUUAUAAAAUUGCCAUUGUAAUUGAAAUAAACGUGCAUCAGAUGGUACGGUG
Molecule: messenger RNA, 2447 nt
Organism: Larimichthys crocea (large yellow croaker)
Lineage: Eukaryota; Metazoa; Chordata; Actinopteri; Sciaenidae
Gene: rnf144b
Product: ring finger protein 144B
Exons: 9
Coding region: 469-1419 (316 amino acids)
Biological process (GO): protein ubiquitination
Molecular function (GO): ubiquitin-protein transferase activity; zinc ion binding
Source: RefSeq, a predicted model, not a curated record